Messenger RNA from Mycotypha africana, 1987 nucleotides. RefSeq lists its product as uncharacterized. Gene Ontology annotation, molecular function: ATP binding; GMP synthase activity; GMP synthase (glutamine-hydrolyzing) activity. NCBI's taxonomy places the organism in Eukaryota, Fungi, Mucoromycota, Mucoromycetes, Mucorales, Mycotyphaceae. Gene Ontology annotation, biological process: GMP biosynthetic process. The coding region runs from base 161 to 1783 and encodes 540 amino acids. Gene Ontology annotation, cellular component: cytosol. The record is from RefSeq and is a predicted model, not a curated record. The transcript has 3 exons.
GGCAAUUUUAAAAGUGGAAGACCUUUUGAACGUCACUAUUGUGACUCCUAAAAAAUAUUUUUUUUUCGGUGGUUCAUACAUCACCCUUUUCUUGUUUAAAACAAUUUUUUUCCUUUCAUAUUCCAUUUUUUUUUUCUUGGAAUUUAAUUAUCAAUAAAAAAUGGCAUCUUCUGCUACAACAAGUAACAAUGUCGAACAAAUGAAUGAAGCAUUUGAUACCAUCCUUAUUUUGGAUUUUGGUUCUCAAACUUCUCACUUGAUUGCUCGUCGUAUUCGUGAAUUCGGUAUUUAUUGUGAACUUUUGCCCUGUACUCAAAAGAUGGCCGAGCUUCAUUUCAAGCCAAAGGGUAUCAUCUUAUCUGGUUCUCCUUACUCCGUAUAUGAUCAUGAUGCUCCUCGUGUGGAUCCUGCUGUGUUUGAUGCUGGUGUCCCUGUUUUGGGUAUUUGUUACGGUCUUCAAGAAAUGACCAAUUUGAUGGGUGGUAAAGUUGAAGCCUGCGAUCACCGUGAAUAUGGUUAUGCCAUGUUGGAAAUCAGCAAGUUCCCUGAUCACCCUCAUGCCGAUAAGCUUUUUGAAGGUCUUGAAAGCCCCUCUCAAGUUUGGAUGUCUCAUGGUGAUCAAGUCACUGCUCCUGCCGAAAAUUUCAUGGUUGUUGGUACCACCAAGACGGCACCUUUCGCUGGUGUAGCUCACCAAGAAAAACCUUUCUUCGGUAUUCAAUUCCACCCUGAAUUGUCUCACACCGCUUGUGGUAAGGACAUUCUCCGUAAUUUUGUCAUGAACAUUUGUGAAGCCAAGGCUUCUUGGACUAUGGAAGAAUUUGUUGAAAAAGAAAUUGCUCGUAUUCGUAAGAUCGUUGGUCCCACGGGUCGUGUCAUCGGUGCUGUCUCUGGUGGUGUUGAUUCCACAGUCGCUGCCAAAUUGAUGCACGAAGCCAUUGGUGAUCGUUUCCACGCUAUCUUGGUCGAUAAUGGUGUUAUGCGUUUGAACGAGUGUGAAAAUGUCAAGAAGAUGUUGAAGGACAAGAUGGGUAUCAAUUUAAAGAUUGCCGAUGCUUCUGAUUUGUUCUUGGAUCGUUUACAAGGUGUCACUGAUCCUGAAAAGAAGCGUAAGAUUAUUGGUAAUACUUUCAUUGAAGUGUUUGAAGAUGAAGCUGCCAAGGUGGAUAAGGAAUGUGGUGGUCAAAUUGAAUAUUUAUUACAAGGUACUUUGUACCCCGAUGUCAUUGAAUCUAUCUCCUUUAAGGGACCUUCUGCCACCAUCAAGACUCACCACAAUGUCGGUGGUCUUUUGGAAGAUAUGAAGCUCAAGUUGAUUGAACCUCUCCGUGAACUCUUCAAGGAUGAAGUUCGUGCCUUGGGUAAGAUUUUGGGUUUGGAUGACGAACUUGUCUGGCGUCAUCCCUUCCCUGGACCUGGUAUUGCUAUCCGUGUUUUGGGUGAAGUUACUCGUGAACAAGUUCAAAUCGCUCGUUUAGCAGAUAAUAUCUACAUUGAAGAAAUCAAAAAGGCUGGUUUCUACCGUCAAAUUUCUCAAGCUUAUGCCGCUCUUUUGCCCGUCAAGGCUGUUGGUGUUAUGGGUGAUAAGCGUACCUAUGAACAAGUCAUUGCAUUGAGAGCUGUCGAAACUAGCGAUUUUAUGUCUGCCGAUGUUGUUACUGGCGCUGAAUGGUUCAUGACCUUGAAGCGUAUUUCUUCAAGAAUCAUUAAUGAAGUCAAGGGUGUUAAUCGCGUCGUUUAUGAUAUCAGUUCUAAGCCUCCUGCCACCAUUGAAUGGGAGUAAUUUAUAUCAGUCUAGUGUCUUUUUUUUUUUUUUUUGUUUUAUACUUUCCUUUUAUUUUCUUUUCUUUUAAUCCUGUAAAAUAUACAUCCUUUAACCCUCACCUUUUUUCUUUAUUUUAUAUACAUAAUAUUUUUAUAGACAUGAUUUUUCUCGCUGAACAUCAAUAAAAUCAGAUCUCUUCAUAUUUGUGCGAUAUCCUUUUUU